AUGGGAUAUGCGCCUCGUUGGUUGGCGUGGCCUUUGAGGUUGCUGCUUCAUUUCGGGCCUGUAAGAGUAUGCGCGCAGCUUUGUCGCAGCUUGAGAGCCCGGAAGUCCCACACCGAAGUGUUUGGCAUUGAGCACGUAGUGCGAUCUGUAGCGAUGACGGGUGAUCAUCGUGAUGUUGGGAGGGGACCGACCCAAAAGCUUCGUCGCGACGGCAAUCUCCAUAGUUUUUUUGGUCCGCCUCGCCCUCGCUCCCGUCCUGCAUGCAUACACACAUGGCCCACGGCCAAUCCACCUUGCCAUCGCCCAUAUCAGCCAAAAUGCCCUCGAAACAUAAUGCCGCCAUUGGUGAAGACGGCCAGACGUUGA
Molecule: messenger RNA, 366 nt
Organism: Bipolaris victoriae FI3
Lineage: Eukaryota; Fungi; Ascomycota; Dothideomycetes; Pleosporales; Pleosporaceae
Exons: 3
Coding region: 1-366 (121 amino acids)
Source: RefSeq, a predicted model, not a curated record